AUGGCAUUUAAUACAGGUGGUACUGGUUUUUCAUUUGGUGGGUUUGGUAAUAACAACCCUCCCACCCAAUCUACCGGUUCUUCGCUAUUUGGAAACAAUGCACCCAAACCUGCAUUUGGAGCUUCGACUAGCGGCGGCAACGCUUUUGGUUCAUUCGGCAAUAACAAUAACAACAGUAACACAAAUACUUCUGGAGGCGGUCUUUUUGGUGGAAGCACUGGUGGAUUUGGGGCAAGUAACACAGGUGCUGGAUUUGGUGCUAAUACCAAUACCAACACUGGCUCAUCUUUUGGCUCUAAUAACACUGGCUCAGCCUUUGGUGCUUCCAAUAACCCUGGUUCAACCUUUGGCACAAAUAAUACAGGCUCAGCCUUUGGCUCUUCGAACAAUACAACUUCAGGAUUUGGAUUGAAUAAUAACACUUCGGCAUUUGGUUCUAACAACAAUACAACUUCAGCCUUUGGUUCAAAUAACAACACUGGUUCAGCAUUUGGAUCAAAUACCAAUACGGGCUCAGCAUUUGGAUCAAACAAUAAUACCAACUCGUUAUUUGGUGCUAAUAAUAUUAAUAAUAAUGCAAAUACUAAUACGGGUUCUACGUUUGGUGGAUUUGGGUCUUCUACAAAUAAUAACACUACCUCAACUUUUGGAAGUGGAUUUGGUGCCAAUAAUAACAAUAAUAACACUACGACAUCAACAGGGUUUGGAUUGGGAUUUGGUACAAACAACACAAAUACUACCUCUACUGGCGGAUCAUUAUUUGGAAAUAUUAACAACACAAACAAUACGGCUGCACCAUCGACCGGUGGUCUUUUUGGGAGUAAGCCUGCGACUGGUGGUGGUCUUUUUGGUUCUAACAAUACCAAUACAUCAAAUUCUGGAACCACCAAUACACUUUUUGGAAACGCCAAUGCCUCUUCAACUACUGCUAGUUCAACAGGAAGUACCUUGUUUGGAAGCAAUAACGCUACUAAUACUUCAACAGGGACUUCUUUGUUUGGUGCAAAGCCAGCAGCAACGGCUGGUGGUCUUUUUGGUAAUACCAACAACACAUCUACAAUUGCGCCAGCUUCCGGUGGCCUUUUUGGAGCCAGCACAACUGGUGCUACAAACACAAAUACUACUGGUGGCGGCCUUUUUGGUUCUAGCACAACUAGUGCUUCCACUGGCUUUAAAUUUGGAGGAAGCACAGCUACAGCUACUACUGCUCCAACCUUUGGUGGUUUGGGCGGCACGUCUAUUCUCAAUAAUACCAACAACAAUGCAGCUGCAACAAAUACAGCUAAUCCCAACUUCACGCCUCUUUCACAGAUUACCAGCUCGACACGAACGAGCGAUCUUCCAGAGCAAGCACAACGCGAAUUACUGGCAAUGGAGAUGUAUAUUCGGUCUGAAGGCCAAGCAGCAGAGGAUCUCAAGGCUCGCCAUGAGGGGUUAGAAACUAAGGUAAUGUCUGUCCCUCAAGACUGUGAGCUUGUUUCUCGCAAAUUAACAACAACAAUUGAGGCUCUCAAAUACGAUGAAACUGUUCUUUCCCGGCUGCGUGCCGAAUCAGAUGGUGCAGCCCAAGAUUCGGACACAUGCUUCAAUCUCUUUGGCCAUUUGCGAAUUCCAUCUUCAUCAUCAGGAGCUGCUGCUGCCGCUGCUGCCGCUGCUGCCGCUGCUGCACAACUUGGUGGAGGGGUCAGCAGUUUGCGGGCUUCUGUGUAUGGAGGAAGUGUGAUGGGGGCCAAUGGUCCUGCAAGAAACGUGGGUUCCGGAUCAUCUUCUAAUAACAUUUCUAGCGGUACUGUUGGAACAGCUAGCAGCGCUAGUGGUGAUGCUUUAGUGCCAUAUUUUGAGCGUAAGCUUGAAGAAUUUAUGUUGCGGUUGCAGGAAUACGCAGCCAUUAUUCAAGAGGCUGAGAAUGGAAUUGAAAGCAUCCAGCAGGAAGCAUCGGAGGGUUUCCGUAAUGUUCAAAACAUUAUCGCAGCGUUACAAGAGGAAUAUCUUUUCUUCAUGGGUCUUGGUAACCGCGUUGCUGAACUUCAUCAUAAUGUUGGACGUCUUGAUUCGAGUUCCAAAAAAUUUUAA
Molecule: messenger RNA, 2073 nt
Organism: Magnusiomyces paraingens
Lineage: Eukaryota; Fungi; Ascomycota; Dipodascomycetes; Dipodascales; Dipodascaceae
Exons: 1
Coding region: 1-2073 (690 amino acids)
Biological process (GO): nucleocytoplasmic transport
Cellular component (GO): nuclear pore
Molecular function (GO): structural constituent of nuclear pore
Source: RefSeq, a predicted model, not a curated record